AUGAAUCCUGUGUGGAAGGUUUAUAAGAGCAAAGUGAUGAAGACCCUUAAUCCUGAAUAUGAGGAGGACACUGCUGAAGAGGUCAGUGAGAUGGAGAAUGAUAUGAGUCCAGUGCAAGAAGAUGAGGGUCCCAACGCUGUCUCCCAGUUGGCCAAGAAAAUGCAGGGGGCUGGAACUAAAAGCUGGAACAGGCUAUCAUCUCUCUUCAACAAAGACGAUGAACACCAGCUUCUAGAGGAGACUGAGAGCCCGCCAGUCGCUGACCAUCCACUUGCAGUUAAGCCAGAGGAGCCUCCACGACCCACUAGGCGCACAGCAUUCUGGGAUAGCUUUGCAGCCAACUGGGCUGCCAAGAAGCAGGCAGAGGCCGCAGCUGCUGCUGCUGAAAACGAGGCGGCAGCAGGGCAGGUUGAGGAAGGGGUAACAGAGGCCGAAGGGGAGGAGAGGCAGGAUGGGCAGAUAACAGAGGGGAAUGAGAAUGAAGGAGGAGGGGAAAGCAGCAACAACAGCUUCUCCAAAUACGUCUCACUGGGAGGAGGGAGCGAGGAUGCUUCCUUUAAGUGGAACUUUGUCACCAACAAGCUGGCAGACCUGAAGGCCAAGAGCAUGACCAAGACCAACUAG
This is a messenger RNA of Scomber scombrus (Atlantic mackerel), 624 nucleotides long. RefSeq lists its product as uncharacterized. Bases 1 to 624 code for a protein of 207 amino acids. The record is from RefSeq and is a predicted model, not a curated record. Lineage: Eukaryota; Metazoa; Chordata; Actinopteri; Scombriformes; Scombridae. Gene Ontology annotation, biological process: spermatogenesis. The transcript has 4 exons.